AUGUCCAAUCAAUCAACUGUCACCCAGUUCUUCCUGCUGGCAUUUUCUGAUGUCCAAGAGCUCCAGAUUUUACAUUUUGUGGUGUUUCUUUCCAUUUAUGUAGCAACUUUACUGGGGAACUUCCUUCUUGUCUUGGCAGUAGCCCAGAAUCCCAAUCUUCAUAGCCCCAUGUAUUUCUUCUUAGUCAAUUUAUCAUUAUCAGAUAUUUGUUAUAUCUCUGUCACCAUCCCCAAAUCCAUGGCCAUUUCUUUGACAAGCGACACAUUGAUUUCUUUCUCUGGCUGUGUCAUCCAAGUUUUUUUAUCUGUCAUUUGUGGAACUGCUGAGCUGACCUUUCUUGCUGUCAUGGCUUUUGACCGCUAUGUGGCAAUCUGUCAUCCUCUGCAAUACACAAUUAUCAUGAACUGGAGUGCCUGCUUCCAAAUGGCAGCUGCUUCAUGGAUUGCCAGCAUAAUAAAUGCUGUGGUUCAAACUGCAAACACGUUUAGAUUAUGCUUUUGUGGGUCUAAUAUUACACAAUUUUUCUGUGAUAUUCCCCAACUAUUGGCACUUUCUUGCACUGAUACAACAGCCAAUAUGUGGUGUAUUCUUGUUUUUGCACUUACUCUGGGAUCAUUUUGCUUCUCUUUAAUAUUAUUGUCUUACGUGUUCAUCUUCUCUACUGUGUUAAAGAUUCGGUCAGCUCAAGCCAGGUACAAAACCUUUUCCACCUGCACUCCACACCUGACUGUAUUUAGUUUGUUCUUUUCUACUGUCUUGUUUUCUUAUUUUAGACCCAAAUCUCUAUCUUCACCAUUAGUGAACCAGCUAGCUGCUGUUUUAUAUACCAUUUUGCCACCACUCAUGAAUCCCAUCAUUUAUAGCUUGAGAAAUAAAGACAUCCAAGGGGCCCUGCAGAAAAUGUCAAAGAAGCUGUUUGGAUCUCAUUUGAUGAUCUGA
Messenger RNA from Eublepharis macularius, 939 nucleotides. RefSeq names its product olfactory receptor 14C36-like. Gene Ontology annotation, cellular component: membrane. Gene Ontology annotation, molecular function: G protein-coupled receptor activity; olfactory receptor activity. The transcript has a single exon. The record is from RefSeq and is a predicted model, not a curated record. The coding region runs from base 1 to 939 and encodes 312 amino acids. Gene Ontology annotation, biological process: G protein-coupled receptor signaling pathway. Lineage: Eukaryota; Metazoa; Chordata; Lepidosauria; Squamata; Eublepharidae.